Messenger RNA from Hevea brasiliensis (rubber tree), 918 nucleotides. RefSeq lists its product as uncharacterized. Bases 12 to 743 code for a protein of 243 amino acids. Gene Ontology annotation, molecular function: DNA-binding transcription factor activity. The record is from RefSeq and is a predicted model, not a curated record. The transcript has a single exon. NCBI's taxonomy places the organism in Eukaryota, Viridiplantae, Streptophyta, Magnoliopsida, Malpighiales, Euphorbiaceae.
UCAUCAUCAACAUGCAAAGCAAGAGUAACUCUUCCGAGAGCUCAAACACUGCUUCAAUCCGCAGGGCAAGCGUUGGUACUCUGUUGACGUUGAACCAACCUGAUAUUUACUUCUGCUCUCGUUGCUCAAGGGGCUUCCCUUCCUCUCAGUCCUUGGGAGGCCACCAAAAUGCUCAUCGAAAGGAGCGAAGUGCUGAGCGCAGGCAGCUUUUAGGAAAACGCAAACUCAAAAAGUUUAUUGCUGAUGUGCCAAUUCUCCCAUCUCAGCCUGUUUCAGUUGUUCCACCACCAACCUCCUUUUCCGAUGAUCAUGGCCACCAAAUCCUUUCCCAUGUCGCUGUACGCCUGGACCCUAGCCAUGGUUCUUUAUCCAGGUUGGAAAAGUUCUUGGAUUUUCAUUCCCAUAUUGGGCAAAGCUUUGCUAGUCAUCCUCCUCCUCCUGUGUUUGCUGGUAUGAAGGUUGCAGAUGAUCAGGUCCAUUAUCAUGGAAUGGAUCUCAACAAUGAAUUCCUUGAUGAGAUUCCAUGUGGUAUUCCUCUUGAAAACCACAAUCUCAUGCCAUGGGACAUGGAUAUGUGUCCAUACAGCAACUCUAAUGAGGUCAUGAUUGAAAUGGGUGUUCCCCUAGGAGAGGUUUCAUCAUCAACAAAUGCGAUUGAUGAAGCAGAUACUUAUGUCAUGAAGGAAAAGGAGAUUGAUAAAGUCACCUUGGAUAGAGAGUUGGACUUGGCUCUGAAGCUCUAAAUAAAAUUACAUAUCAGCAGUUUAAUCUAAAAAUCAAUGUAUUAUAAGUUAAUCAUAUAUGGGUGUAGUUGUACUUCUUGGAUUAUCCUUCGUUGAGUCAUCCAUGAGCUACUAGAAUUAACGAUAAGUUUUAUGUUCUCCCUAGCUCCUUGUAUGCAAGAAUAUAUGUAAUCUU